Trichoplax adhaerens is the source of this 1977-nucleotide messenger RNA. RefSeq lists its product as uncharacterized. The record is from RefSeq and is a predicted model, not a curated record. Bases 1 to 1977 code for a protein of 658 amino acids. Gene Ontology annotation, biological process: Notch signaling pathway; membrane protein ectodomain proteolysis. Lineage: Eukaryota; Metazoa; Placozoa; Uniplacotomia; Trichoplacea; Trichoplacidae. The transcript is spliced from 10 exons. Gene Ontology annotation, cellular component: plasma membrane. Gene Ontology annotation, molecular function: metalloendopeptidase activity.
AUGGCGUUAUCGCUAGCGUUCACCGCUUACAAACGGCAUUUCCAUCUUCAUCUUGUGAGGGAUACAGAAACUUUCACGCCUGAUUUCACUGCUGUUGAUGAAACACAUCAAAGAAUUGAUUAUGACUUAGCCAAGGUAUAUCGAGGAUACUUAAAGGGUGAAAAGAAUUCUGCUGUAUACGGAGUUCUAAAUAAUGGCGUUUUUUAUGGCAAAAUCUACCACAAUGACGAAGAAUAUUAUCUUGAUCCUGCUGAACAUUACUUUAAGAAAGUGCCUUUCCAUUCAGUUAUAUACAAGGGAAGCGACAUACACUAUAAGCAUCAAGGUGGAAAUGCCACAUGUGGGCAUAAUAAUUGGCGCUUAGUUCAUCCGGAUUAUCAAUUAUGGCAUCAUGGCAUCAUGUCUAAAAGUAGCAGAACUGAGUCCAUUUCAGCAUCAUCCGCUAAUAGGAAGAAACGAAAUGUGCUCAAUUCUAAUGCAGAUUCUUGUCAAAUUCAAAUGGAUGCCGAUCCUUACUUUACGCAACAAUAUGGAGGGAGAAUACAAGCUGUUGAUAGAUUGGUACUGCAUGCUCAGGCUGCAGAUUUAAUGUAUAGAAGAACAGAUCUUGACGGUGACGGGGUGACUGAUAAUGCAAGGAUUAAAGUCAAGAAAAUGCGAAUAUAUACGACUGUCGAUAAAAACAAUGUCUUGCACAAUAAUAAUCUUGGAGUCAAUGCUUUGUUAAAGCUCUACUCGCAAAAUAAUUACAAUGAAUUCUGUACCAGCUUUCUAUUUACCUAUCGCACUUUCCAAAAUGGAGUACUAGGAUUGGCCUAUAUUGGGUCAAUUUGUAAUAUCUACGCUUUUACUGCCGCCAAUACCCAACAAAGCACAAAUUGUGGAUUAGUAACAACACAAAAUUCUGGUGAAGCAGUUCCACUUCGUGCUUCUGAAGUUACUUUCGCUCAUGAAUUGGGACAUAAUUUCGGUGCCCAGCAUGAUAACACCUAUACAACCCAAAAAUCAUGCUAUCCUGGUGGUCUGGAUGGAAACUAUAUUAUGUAUGCAUAUGCUACUACUGGUAACUUAAAGAAUAACAACUUUUUUUCCAGCUGUAGCAGAACUGCCAUGACUAAUGUUUUACGUGUAAAGGCUGCCUCAUGUUUCAAGGCUAGUACUGCGUCAAUUUGCGGUAAUGGCAUUGUUGAAACUGGCGAAGAUUGCGACUGUGGUGCUCACUGUGAUAUUGACAAAUGCUGUAACCCGGCUGGUAGUACAAAUCAAUGCAAAUACGCAACUAACGCUCAGUGCAGCAUCUCCAACGGUCCGUGCUGUAACAAUGCUACUUGUCAAAUUAGACCUGCGUCUGACAGUUUCGUUUGCCGUACUGAAACAGACUGCGCUAGCAUCUCUCGUUGCAGUGGAUCUGUAAACUGUCCUGCUCCAACAAAUAAACCAGAUAGAACUAGAUGUAACAAAAAUCAAAAGCUCUGUUCCAAUGGGGAGUGCACUUUAUCUCUUUGUGAGUUGCAAAACAUGGCAGAAUGUAAAUGCUCUAGUUCAAGUGAAGCGUGUCAUCUCUGUUGUCAAUCGAAAUCUGGUGGAACUUGCAUAUCCACUUAUACAAUGACUACUCUUUUCAAUAAAACUAAUGUCCCGCCUGGUACCUCUUGUGCUAAUAUGACUGGAUACUGUGACAUCUUUAGCAAUUGCCGGCAAGUCAACGAAGCUGGACCUCUAUCUACGUUAUUGAAUAUAACAACUCAACAAGUUUUGGAUUGGGCUGCAAGGAAUUGGUGGAUUAUAUUAUUAGUUUGCUGUUCGGUAGUGCUCGGUUUUGCGAUAUUUAUUCGCUUUGUAGCACCAUUGAUACCAUCUGAUAACCCAGGACGCAUAGAACCUAUUGCAUGCGGCUGCUGUGGCUGCAGUAAUCAGAGAAAGAAAAAGAAUCCAGUGGCAAUAGCUGACGACAACAUUAAUGACCAAAGAGUAUAA